AUGGCAUCGUUCGACUCUUUUGAGGAUCAAUCACAUCAAUCACCAACAAAAGGACCCUUUGAAGAUGACACCAACUACACAGGCAUGGGCAUGGAAUACGAGUCUCAACAUUACGGUUACGAUGACCAACACUCUCAAAUCAAUGCAGAUCCAAAUAACAAUAAUAAUUUCAUGGAUAACCCACAAUCUCCUUCUGUUUAUGGAUUCGGAGUUUCCACCCCCAACCCCGACUAUGUUUCCCCCUUUGAAUCUGCUCCUAUUGAUGACACAACCUUCACCUCUAAUGGACCACUCCUCCCCGAUCCAUCUAAAAUGCAAGAGGAAGGAAAUGCUAGACGUGAAUGGCGACGUUUAAAUGCCAUUCAUCUUGAGGAAAAAGAGAAAAAAGAGAAGGAGAUGAGAAAUCAGAUUAUAAAGGAAGCUGAAGAGUUUAAAGAAUCUUUUUAUGAGAAAAAAAAACUCGACUGUGAGACUAACAAAAAGAACAAUAGGGAAAGAGAAAAGAUACACUUGACCAACCAAGAAAAAUUUCACAAAGAAGCUCACAAACAUUACUGGAAAGCAAUAGCUGAUAUCAUUCCUCGAGAGGUCCCUAAUAUUGAGAAGAGAAGAGGAAAGAAAGAAGCUGAGAAUAAUAAGCCUUCAGUUCAUGUUAUUCAGGGUCCAAAGCCAGGAAAACCUACUGAUCUUGCAAGAAUGCGACAAAUGAUUUUGAAGCUAAAACAAAAUCCUCCUUCUCACAUGAUGCCUCCUCCACCCAAAGGAGAAAAGGAUGCAAAAGAUGACAAAGAUAAGAAAGAUGCAAAGGAGGGGAAGGACGAUAAAGGUAAAGAGGGGAAGGAUAAUAAAGGUGUUAGAGGAAAUAAACCUACUUCACCUGCAAAAGAUGUUACUGCUAAUGGUGACCCACAAGAUCCUGGUGUAGUUGAAGGUGAGCAAGUAGGUAGAUCUGAAUCAACGACAGCUUAA
Messenger RNA from Sphenostylis stenocarpa, 969 nucleotides. NCBI's taxonomy places the organism in Eukaryota, Viridiplantae, Streptophyta, Magnoliopsida, Fabales, Fabaceae. The record is from the annotation of a GenBank genome assembly.